Oryza brachyantha (malo sina) is the source of this 1786-nucleotide messenger RNA. RefSeq names its product chaperone protein dnaJ 49. The coding region runs from base 210 to 1310 and encodes 366 amino acids. Gene Ontology annotation, cellular component: endoplasmic reticulum membrane. Gene Ontology annotation, molecular function: Hsp70 protein binding. Gene Ontology annotation, biological process: cellular response to misfolded protein. The transcript is spliced from 3 exons. The record is from RefSeq and is a predicted model, not a curated record. Lineage: Eukaryota; Viridiplantae; Streptophyta; Magnoliopsida; Poales; Poaceae.
CCCUUCUUCCCUCUCCUCUCCGUUCUCCCGUUCCGCCGGCGGCGGCGGUCGUGCUCCUCCUCGUCGUCCCCACGUCGCCGAUUAGCCCCGUGCCUGCCGGGUUCUAUCUCUAACCACAUCCCACGGUCAAGAAAUUUUUGCCCCUGUUUAAAAGUUAUCAAUUUGGGUGUCCUAUAUGUAUAUGAUCCAGUUCUAAAAAGACUAAGGGCAUGGAUGGGAACAAAGAUGAGGCCUUGAGGUCUGUCAAGCUUGCAGAAACUGCGCUUGCAUCUGGAGAUAAACAACAAGCAGAGAAAUUCAUUCGAAUAGCCCAAAGAUUGGACCCCAGCCUAGCGAUUCAUGACAUAUUGGCCACAACCAAGAACUAUGAUACCCUGAAUGGUGCUGCGUGCCAAUACAAGGCCAGAAGAGGUGAAGUUGGUGAAACCCAAAAUCUGCCUAAAGAAUUUGUUGGUCCUUCUAAUGUUGAUAAGGGUUACACUGAGGAAAAUGUUAGAGUGGUUCGGAAUAUCAGAAAGAACAAGGAUUAUUAUACAAUUCUUGGAGUGGGGAGAAGUUGCUCUGUAGAGGAUAUUAGGAAAGCCUACAGGAAGUUAUCACUGAAAGUUCAUCCUGACAAGAACAAGGCUCCUGGGGCAGAGGAUGCAUUUAAGUUGGUCAGUAAGGCUUUCAAUUGCCUAAGCAAUGAUCAGUCAAGGAGAACUUAUGAUCAAACAGGUGCCAUUGAGGAUCAUCAGUAUUCCAAUGUCACAAGGCAGAGAGCUACAAGGAGACAAAGGCAAGCAAGAAGUAGCUUCUAUGGUUAUGAAGAAGAUUUAGAUCCAGAUGAGAUAUUCAGGUCCUUCUUUUAUGGCACCCAUGGUAAUAUGUUCCAUUCUCAUAAUGCCUAUAGAGCAAGAGGAACAGCUUGGCAGCAACAACAACAACAACAACAGAGAAGGGAACAUCCGAUACAGGGUGGGUCAGGCAUAAACAUAACAAUGUUGGUACACCUUGCAGGGGUUCUGUUUUUCGUCUUGUUUGCUUUCAUUCCAGCAAGGCAUCCUGAGUAUUCCCUUAAAAAGACAAACCAUUUUGCUAUAUCAAAAGUCACUGAAAAGCAUGGGGUAGAGUACUUUGUUAGCAAACGAGAUUUUGACCAGCAGUUUCCAGAAGGAAGUUCUUCUAGAGAUAAUCUUGAGCAGUAUGUUUUUAAAGACUACAAGAGUAUGCUGGGAAGAUUCUGUCAUGUGGAACUCCAAAGGCGCCAAUGGGCUAAGGACUACCCUACACCUCACUGUGACAAACUGCGGAGCCUUCCUGUAACAUAAUUAUUUUGGUCUCUCCUUUUGAAUAUUAGAAGAAUUUCACUCUUCAUUUGCAGGUAUACCGCGGCACAAAUUUUUGGGAAAAUGAUGAGCACUGUGGUUUCUUGCUCUAUAACUCUAUACACUUGAAAGUAGUCCUGCAUACCAUUGCUGCAUUUCAGUUAUGUACACUCCUGCAUGCAGUAAUGAACCACAAGGUUGUCAACUCACCGGUCUGUGUGCUAUUGAUGUCAACCUUGAUACGAGGUGGUCGCUGUAGUAACCAUUUCACACUUGCUUCCAGUUGUCAAACUAAUAUCAACGAAUUUUGUACAGAUAUGUUUACCCUUUUUUUUAACAGAGAGAGAUAGAUAUGUUUACCUUAAAGAUGAUUAAUAAUCUGCUGUUGCUACCGAAAAUACGGCUGAGCGGUGGUUGUGGCCAUCGCUUAAAAUCCCUUGAAGGGCAAAUAAAUGGAAACACGAAAUGCCUGUUAAAUA